AUGCCAGUGACUUACACAACCGACGUUUCUAUAGUAAAUAGACUAUUGCAAAUAACAAGAAUGUUCUUGUGGUUUUUUACUCUCCCGAAUGUGCACAGUGCAAGGCGAGUGCUCCAAUGUUUGAGAAACUCUCAGAAGAACACAAGAAUCUCAAGUUCUUCAAGGUUGAUGCAACAACAACAAAUGAGUAUGCUGCUGAGUACCAAGUCACAUCACUCCCUACAUUCGUCUUCUUCCAAGACCAGAAAGUUGUCAAGAAGGCGCCUGGAAGCCCAGAUGCACUUAAAGAGAUUAUUGGCAUGUCACAAUAAUUUAUCAGCUUCACUUUAUUAUUUAUCGUCAAUAUUAAAAUGUGAUGAUAUUUACUUGUAA
Messenger RNA from Entamoeba invadens IP1, 372 nucleotides. RefSeq lists its product as hypothetical. Bases 1 to 372 code for a protein of 123 amino acids. NCBI's taxonomy places the organism in Eukaryota, Evosea, Mastigamoebida, Endamoebidae. The transcript has a single exon. The record is from RefSeq and is a predicted model, not a curated record.